AUGCCCUAUCCGCGGCCCGUCUCCCCGGUCUCACUUGAAACAUGCGCACCCUCCACAUCCGAGAUAGAUACAGAUGACCUGCUGGCCUCCGACGACGAGCUAGACGACACCGCCCGCGCUGCGAAGCGCCAGCGGGUUGAGAACUUGGCGCAGUCUUAUCUGCAGGGAAAACCGCUGCUUAUCCUCUCUGCCUCGCUGAGAGGACCGUUUAAUGAGGGAUGGGUGAAUCCCUGGAAGAAGGAUAGGACACGGGGAACUACUUCGAGCUCCGGUCCUCGGGCUAAUGUGCCUGAGCGGGUGGUUCAGGAAACCGAUUUGCGGACGAGAUAUCGAGAGAGGUUGUCGGUCAGUAACGGCUGUCCAGAGGUUCCCGCAUCGUCUUUCGAAUCCGCUGGGAUUUCAGUAAACGCCGGGAACCGUUCUUCACCGUCUAAACCGUCGCGGAGGCCGUCCAGGAAAUCCACCCCGCGGCCGGUGCAUAAUCGACCAGAUGAGUCGUCGCGACAGUCUCCAGCAAAAUUGAAUGAACCACGGUCGUCAGAGGUUGAUGAGCAGUCAAUCAUACCGCCUAGGACAGCGGACUGGCUGAAGAAAGAUCGGAAGUUGAUGAACUUCACCAAGUUUGAACCGCCCAGCUCACCGACGACAUCCGUUGCUUCUCGUCUUUCGGAUAAAGCUCGUCGACCUGCGCCACGUUUGGUCCAUGUGCAGGUUCCGCAGACACCGGGAUCUCCUAUGAAAUCAUGUCCUGUCAAAACAAUUGCUUCGAUGACGGCUCGGAAUUCUAAUACGGAUUCCAACGGCCAUCCUUCUUCUCAAUCUCGUUCGUCUACAUCUAAGGCGCUGAGCGCUCCUAUCACAUCACCACGUAAGCGAUCUCGGCAUGACCAUAUGCCGCAAGAAGUGUCCUUUAGAAUUGUCAAUUCUUCGUCACAGUUGCCGAGGUUUGAAUAUCGGAGGUGCGUCAGCGAGCAUUCUGGUCAGCAGGAACAUACUUCUUCUUUGCACGAUGAAAGUAUUUUACAGGAAGAGACGAUUUUGGAGCCAGGGAGUCCCCUGCGGGGAAUUUCUACGGUCAAUCCUGCACCUGCUGGUCCCGGUCCUGUAGAACCUCCGGCAUUGGAUCCGGUGGAGCAUGGACCUUCUGCCCCCGAAGAAAUAGCAGUUCCCGAGGUACCUCCUGUGGAGGAAGUUACAGGACACAACACUGUGUCGAAAGAAACUAGGGUUGCAGAUGAGGAUGGUGUUGCAAAGGAAGUUGUUGCAGAGGAAGCUGUUGCAGAGGAAGCUGUUGCAGAGGAAGCUGUCGCCCAGAAAGAGGUCGUAGAGGAAGCAGCUGCGCAAGAGAAUGCGGAAGAGAAUGCAGACGGAAAUGCGCCAGACGAAGCGAACACUUCGACAUAUCAAAAUACCGAAUACUCUGGAACAAACGAACAGACCACAACCGAGCAAAACACAUGUGAACAGUUCCCCUCGGCUCAGCAAGUACCAGCACCCUUGGGUGUGUCAGAUCGAAUAACAUCACUUCAUUCGACAGCUUUGCCCAAAGGGCAUUCUGAACAAGACUCAAAUACAAGUCCUGAUACCCAGCUCUCCACCCAGGCUGCUCUUCUGCAUGCCCAGAAGUCUUUCCAAGACGACCUGGAUAGCCCGGAAUACUACACCCACCGAACACCGGAUCAAGACCGAGCCGUGCGUUCACCGAAUGGUUCGACUCACUCGACGAAGGUCACUCCAUUCUAUCGCAUGGACGAGACACUUGAACGUGGUUUGGACAGGAGCACGAAAUCCGCCAACAAGAACAAGAUGCAGGCAAUGAGCACGCAAUUUAUGCUCGAUGCGGCUACACCUUUCAAUUUCACCACCGAAGAAGCUGGCCGAAGCUCGAAACCUAUAAACAGACACAUGACGCAAGCGAUGAACACACAAUUUAUGCUCGAUGCAGCUACUCCCUACACUUUCAGCACAGAGAAGAAACAGCGUCCUUCCAGACCAGGCUCGGGGUCGCCCACAACGAGUUCUAAGAGAAGAAAGAAGCACAGCUUUGCCAGUCCGGAUCUUUCGAUUAGAAGUCAAUCAAUAAAUGGGGACAAUGAUGACCAAACUGCCGAUUCUCAGUCUAGCGAAGACGAAGCAAGCCCACGACCAGCCGCUCAGCAGCCGGAUGAUCCACCCACGCAUCCAUCCGUCCCAGAGACCGCUGCGUCUUUGCCUCUCACACUGGGCGAAUCAAUGCCAACCACUGGGGAGGAUGGACAAGGUGUCCCCCAAGGAAUGGAAAGCUUUAAUCUUAGCGAGGCUAUUGCAGAUGCUGGAAGUUGGCUGCAGCAGAGUUUUGAUUUGAACUACAGUGGUCGGACGAGCGUCAACCAUAGGCCUGUCAAUACUGCUGAUUCCCGUGCUCCUUUGAUGGAUCUUUCGCAAUAA
Penicillium bovifimosum is the source of this 2427-nucleotide messenger RNA. RefSeq lists its product as uncharacterized. The record is from RefSeq and is a predicted model, not a curated record. NCBI's taxonomy places the organism in Eukaryota, Fungi, Ascomycota, Eurotiomycetes, Eurotiales, Aspergillaceae. Bases 1 to 2427 code for a protein of 808 amino acids. The transcript has a single exon.